AUGCAUGCGCCUUUAAGUGACUACAGUCGUCAAUGCAUAUUUCCAGGCGCCCAUCCCUACAUUUCAGCCUCGUCUACCGUAACCAACCGGAACGAUCGAAUCGAGUCGUUUUCGCUGAAUUGCCCACACGUCGCCGACGCCGACAAAAAAGAGAUCAGCAUCGAAAUCGUUUGGUCGCUCAAUGAGACAGUUUGGCUGAAAAUCGAGGACGGCGUUCGAAAGGUCAUCAACGGCGAGUCGACAUUCAUCAAGCGGAGAGUCGCAGGCAAAACGGUGAUGCGAAUGUUUCUCAACAACGCUCGCUACAUGUUCGACUACGACGAGUUGACCGGCGAUUUUUCGAUGGAAAUCUCGCCGGUGCUGAUGACGGCCGACGUCGGCAUCUGGCAAUGCCACGUCAUCGUACGCACCGGCGAUAGCACGCACACGUUGACGAGUCGACGACGAAUCAGACCCGUCGAGCCGGCGCACGAGAAACGCGACGAACGCUCGAUGGCGUCAGCGAAUCGUCGCGUCGGAUUCGCCGCGUUCUCGCGAAACUCCGACGACAUCGUCUAUAUUACGAGAAAACUCGACGACGCCAAUUCGAUCGUGUUCGCCCGAAACGACGGACCACGAAAAUCGCGAAGCAAACUCGACAACGAGGCGUCGUUGGAGAGCUUGCGGCGUCUCGAAGCUCAAAUCGAUUACGAAUUAGAUAUGAACGACGCCGAGUCGGCCUAUUCGCGCUAUUUGAGCCCCCCCAGCGCGAUAUUCUUCAACACCUCGCCGACGCCGACGACGACAUAUCUCAUUCUCAUCAUUUCACUUCAUACCUUGGCGGUUUUCGAAAACGUGUGCGAACUCUCGACAAUCACCAAACUGCGCACAUUUUUGCUCAAUAAUCGCUCGGCGAAUUUCGUCGAAUGGAAAUUGAAGAGUGUGACGUCGACGUCGGACAGCGACGUCGACAAUGAUGAGCACUGUUGA
This is a messenger RNA of Caenorhabditis bovis, 969 nucleotides long. The record is from the annotation of a GenBank genome assembly. NCBI's taxonomy places the organism in Eukaryota, Metazoa, Nematoda, Chromadorea, Rhabditida, Rhabditidae.